Molecule: messenger RNA, 1049 nt
Organism: Capsella rubella
Lineage: Eukaryota; Viridiplantae; Streptophyta; Magnoliopsida; Brassicales; Brassicaceae
Product: transcription factor MYB87
Exons: 3
Coding region: 1-918 (305 amino acids)
Source: RefSeq, a predicted model, not a curated record
AUGGGAAGAGCACCGUGCUGCGACAAGACCGCGGUGAAAAAAGGGCCAUGGUCGCCGGAGGAAGACGCCGUUCUUAAGUCUUAUAUCGAAAAGCACGGCACCGGCAACAAUUGGAUUUCCCUUCCUCAGAGAAUUGGUAUUAAGAGGUGCGGGAAGAGUUGUCGUUUGAGAUGGCUUAAUUACUUGAGGCCUAACUUGAAGCAUGGAGGCUUCACCGAUGAAGAAGAUUACAUCAUCUGCAGCCUUUACAUUACCAUUGGCAGCAGGUGGUCUAUUAUUGCUUCACAAUUACCGGGAAGAACAGACAACGAUAUAAAAAACUAUUGGAACACGAGGCUGAAGAAGAAGCUAUUGAGCAAGCAAGGAAAAGCAUUUCAUCAACAACUCAAUGUCAAACUCGAGCAUGGAACAACAUUAUCAUCACGUCAAGACCAGAUCCCAAUAUGUCAUGACGAGAACACUAAAGCGAACCAAACAUUAUAUGAUCAGGUACUGGUGGAUCCAUCAACAACAUCCUUUACCAUGGAAGAACAAAGCAUGAUCAAGAAUCCGAUAUUGGAAUCAUUCUCUUGGGAACCAAACACGGUUUUGUUUGAUAUUGACCAUCAUGAUGCAGCUCCUUCAUCUUACCAUCAUGAUUCAUCCCCAUCACUGAACUCCAUGAGUAGUAGUAGUAGUAGCACCGGUAUUAAUUCCUCUUUGCAGAUGUCAAACUACUCCACCAAUCAAAGUGAGCAACAAGAUAUGUUCUUUAUGACCGGGUUUGAGAAUCUCCAAGCCGAACUAUUCAACGAGAUAGCCAACAACGACGAAACAAGAGCAAUUGGGCUACAUGGAAACGAGAUGCUGUACAACAACGUGUUGGAUCAUGAUAUUAGCUCCUUCAUUGAUAACUAUCCUCUAUACGAUAAUGAGUAGAUGAUUUUGAUUAGUUAGAUCUUUAUUAGAUACAAAUAUGAUGUCAACGAACUUAGGUUGGAUCAAGUUCUUUUUUUUUUGUGCGUGUGUGUUAUUAUCUCUAAAAUAUUGAAGGCGUAAAAGAACCAAAA